GAGCCAGCCUACACCCCACAAGUGGAGGCCAUCUCUCCCAUCAUGCCUCAGGAAGACCCAGCCAACAAGAUCCUCAGAGAGGAACUUCUUGCCAAUAUUGCCCAGGUAGACAGGGACAUGGUGAACGUGGAGCAGCAGAUUGGCAAGCUGAAGAAGAAGCAGGCUGAACUCCUGGAGAACAAAUCCAAGCCCCAGGAAGAAAAAUCUGAUGACCAUGAGCUGGUCUAUGAGCCGAAGCACCAAAGCAUUGCUCAGGUUAUUUAUGCCGAGAACAGGAAAAAGGCUGAAGCUGCACACAAGGUUUUUGAGAAACUCGGCCCCAAGAUUGAGUUGCCUCUGUACCACCAGCCUUCAGACACACCUGUUUACCAUGAGAACAUUAAAAAACAUAAAGAGUUCAGAGCAAGACUGAUACUUCAUCUGAAGCGGCGUAAUCAGGCCAGGCGAAUUCGGGAGCGCUACUUGACCGAACGCUAUGAUCAGCUGAUGCAGUCCUGGCUGAAGAAGACAGAGAAGUUUGAGAAUAACUCCAAGAGAAAGGCAAAAGAGGCCAGAAUGCGAGAAUUCUACGAAAAGGUGUUUCCAGAGAUCAAGAAACUCCGAGAGGAAAAAGAAAGCAAACAGGGAACCCGAACCGGCCAGGGAGGAUAUGUCCGCAGUGAUGCAGAGAUGGAGCAGAUCAUGGACGGACUCACAGAGCAGGAGGAGGAAGAAAAGAAGAUGAGAAGCCUGUCGGUGAUCCCCCCGAUGAUGCUUGAUGCUCGGCAGCGCAAGAUGCGCUUUGUCAACAACAACGGCCUGCUGGAGGACGCUCUAGAGGUCCACAAAGAGCGCACAGAACCACACUGCCCGAUGGACUGA
Molecule: messenger RNA, 861 nt
Organism: Candidula unifasciata
Lineage: Eukaryota; Metazoa; Mollusca; Gastropoda; Stylommatophora; Geomitridae
Source: the annotation of a GenBank genome assembly